Messenger RNA from Heteronotia binoei (common prickly gecko), 2776 nucleotides. It is a transcript of the gene GPAT2, whose product is annotated as glycerol-3-phosphate acyltransferase 2, mitochondrial. The transcript is spliced from 22 exons. The coding region runs from base 167 to 2602 and encodes 811 amino acids. The record is from RefSeq and is a predicted model, not a curated record. Gene Ontology annotation, cellular component: mitochondrial membrane. NCBI's taxonomy places the organism in Eukaryota, Metazoa, Chordata, Lepidosauria, Squamata, Gekkonidae.
GACUGUUGAGUAUCACAUCCAAGCCAAGCACGUGGCUGCUAACUGUUGCUACUUCUUGUAAGUGGGGAAUACGUGACUCUACAGAAGGCAACUUCCAGACUGGUCUGCAGGACUGGAGUGCUGAGUAGGACUUGUGUCUGCCUUUUUCCAGACCUGUUGCUAAGCCAUGGCUCUGGUUUAUGGAGGCUUGCCUGGAAACAAUUUGCAAACUGAACACACGUUACAGCACCAGAAACAAAUGAAGACCUGGCCUAUGGAUAUGGGGAGCAAGCUGGAAGUUGUCACACCCUUUCUGGGCAAGUACCGUCCAGUUGUUGGACGCUGCUGCCAAAGAUGCACUCCAGAGAGCUGGAAGUCCUUCUUUCACAAGCACCUUACCUCUUUGGGAUUUUGCAAUGCAAUCAAGAUAACAGAAGAAAACACCAGGUAUAGAGGCUGGCUGGUAAGAAGACUCUGCUGCUUCCUAGCAGUAUGUGACUGGCAGUUCUCCAAUAGUACUCCUGAUAAUCUGCAAGAAAGAAUUUUUCACAGCAAGAGGGUACAGGAUAUUGUAUCUCAGAAAGUGACCCAAGGGAAGGGAGAUGCACCAGUAGUCAGUGUGCCUGCAGCUCAGUGGAUGAAAGGCAUUCACAGGAUUCUCUGCCAGAUACAGUCAUCUCUCUCCCCGUUCCUUCUGAGGCUUUGCAGCUGGGCUUUGCUAAAAUUCCUGAUUCAGAUGUUCCUCAAUGUGAUACUCCACAAAGGGCAGCUGGAGAUGGUGCACAGGGCUGCAAAAACGGCUGAUGUCCCUGUGGUUUUUCUAUCAAGUCACAGAUCUGAGCUGGAUGGUCUGUUGCUUCCACUUCUUCUGGUUUCUCAGGGCCUCAGCAUGCCCAGAGUGACUUGGGAAUAUAAAGCCUAUGCCUCAAAGCACAGGACUUUCCUGACUCGCUUAGGAGGAGUGUUUCUGCCACCAGCAGUGGAGCAGGUAUCAGACAGCAAGAUGGGAGUGUUGUCCAGAGCUGUUCUAGCUUCAUAUCUUGAGGAACUGCUUCAGAGCAGGCAACGAUUGCUGAUCUUCUUGGAAGAGCCCUUCUCUGGUGUACCGAAACGCUCUGCCUCUGGUAGGGAAUGGCUAGCCCUGGUGUUCAAUGCUUUACAGACAGGAACUGUCCCAGAUGUCCUAAUUGUGCCUAUUGGACUCUCCUAUGAUGUGGCCCCUGAUUUGAUUUGCAAGGGGCAAGUGAACCCCACCCAGCCAUGUAGUCUUUGGAUGUUGCUCUGGACCAUCUGCCAAGCUGCUUAUCGAGGACUAGGCUGUGUUAGGGUGGAUUUUGCUCAGCCCUUCUCUUUGCAGGAGUAUAUGGCAAAUAGCACCUUCAGACAGAGCAGUACGGGAAAAUAUCUGGAAGAACUGAUCCUACCAGAAGUGUUUGGCAAAUGCCCCAUGAUCCUGGACUGUGAGAAAUUGGAAUACUGGUCAUCAAACUCCUGUGGUGCUGUAGUGCUGAACACGAAGCAGCAAACCUUGGUGGACAAUUUGAUCCUCCAUUCACUGAGCACUGCAGUGUCCUGCUCUGCCAUCAUGGCUGUGGGGAUUACCUCUGCGCUUCUGCUGCACAAGCAUUGGGAGGGAGUCUUUCUGUCACAGCUGAUGAAGGACUUCGUUUGGCUCACUGAGGAGAUCUUGCUGCACAACUAUGAUGUGGGAUUCUCUGGGCAGGUGUGGCAUGUGGUGCUACACACCCUUUUCCUGCUGCGGCACUGCAUCUCCCUCCACCGCCUCUCACUGGGGGAUGUCCUCAUAGCUCCCAGGAGGACAGAGGCUGCCGUGACAGAACUGAGCAGGCACAGUGCUGCCCUUCUGCCUGUCUUCAUCCAGGAAGCUAUUGGGGCCUGCGCUAUCAAUGCCCUCCUGAUGGAGCUGCUUCCGUACUUGGGAAGCCCCGAGCAGCUCAGGGAUGCUGUCUUCGUCCAGGAAGAGCUACACAAUAAGACUGCUUUACUGGUCCAGUUGCUGCCCAAGGACGUCGUCCUACGCCAGCCAUGUCAGUCUGUGUAUUACUACUGCCAGAUUGCUGUGGACAAGCUGAUCCAGGAUGGCUUGUUGGUUGCAGAAGAGGUGGUCAGCGAUCGCUUGGUGUGUGACACAUCACAGAAGAACUUUGCCAAGAAACUGCUUUGGAAGGCCACGGAUGACUUUCAAGACAGUGACAGUGACUAUGAUGAAGAGGCUGGGAAGCAGUGCUUUAAAAUAAGCCACGAGGAAAACUGCAUCAAUGCCUUUAUGUUUCUCUGCUGCCUUCUGGGCCCUUUGCUGAAGACCUUGAGGAGAGUUCUGGUCUUCCUCGGGGAGGCUGAGGGCCUCCAGACAGAGUCAUGGUACAUGGAGAAACUGCACCAGUUCUUGGUGAGGAAGGCAAAUGAAGACUGUUCUUUUGAAUGUGCCAACAAGACUCUGGCUGCUGUCUCAAUCUCCAUCUAUAAGGAACUGGGGGUACUGCGAGAACUGCCGGGGAAAACAGAACCCCUUUUCCACCUUUCUGAGACCUUCAUUGCCAAAGAAAAUCAAGAGAAACUGGGAAAAUUCAUUGAGCAGUUUAUCUGGCAAUCAGCCUACUAGUUCCUUUUUCUUUUGCUCAAAUAGCAAUCACCCUGUCCUAGAGUAGGGCAGCAACCUCCUGCCCUCCUCUUUCUUGAUGCCUGUCCCAUGCUGAAGCCCAGAGUUGAAUAGUUGGUAGAUCCCAGAGAGUUUAAAGUAGAGGUUAUUACUGAAUAAAAGGUGUUAGUGUUGUGA